Parastagonospora nodorum SN15 is the source of this 3060-nucleotide messenger RNA. RefSeq lists its product as hypothetical. Gene Ontology annotation, cellular component: DNA replication factor C complex; nucleus. Gene Ontology annotation, molecular function: ATP binding; DNA binding; ATP hydrolysis activity. Gene Ontology annotation, biological process: DNA repair; DNA replication. The transcript is spliced from 6 exons. Bases 1 to 3060 code for a protein of 1019 amino acids. The record is from RefSeq and is a predicted model, not a curated record. Lineage: Eukaryota; Fungi; Ascomycota; Dothideomycetes; Pleosporales; Phaeosphaeriaceae.
AUGCCGGCCGACAUUCGUAGCUUCUUUGGUGGCGGGCCUACCAAAGCCAGCGAGGGAAGCCAGGGCUCGCAGAAGAAAGACGAGCCCAAGACCAAGAAAGCAGCGCCCAAAAAAAGUGGAAGGGCAAGCAGAGUCGUCGACGAUUCCGAUGAUGAGGAGGAAGAGGAAGUCAAACCAACAAAGACCACACCCAAGAAGCCACCGCCAAAGAAAGCCAAGCGCGAACCGACUCCCGAACUCGAAGAGACCACCACAUCCGACUUCUUUGCAGCGUCAAACAAGCCUAAAAGGACGGAGCCCGUAAAGAGGAAGAGCGCCGAGACGCCAAAGGCGACACCGAAGAAGGCCGCGGCACGCGUCUCCAAGACAUCUACCCCCGCAUCCAAUGGCAGGGCUUCGGGACGAGCGAAGAAACCUAUCAGGUCCUAUGCUGAACGGGACAAUGAAGACGAAUUUCCAGACGACGACCUAGAUGGUGCGGAUGACAUUUUUGGCGACGACAUCAAGGGCAAAAAGCAGGACGAUUACACAGAAGUCGCCGAGAGCGAGGAUGACUUAGCCGUGAAGCUGCCUCACCGGGGAACACCUAAGAUGCCCGCCAAGCAGCAAAAGAAGAUUGUGGAAGAAGACGAUUUUGAGCCAGAUGACGAAGAUGUCGACAUGAAAGAUGUGGACGCGGAGGCCGAUUUCGUAGAGCCGACUGAUGACGAGCAGGCCGCAGGAAGCAAACCCAAGAAGAUAUCAACGGCUGGUCGAAAGCGCAAGUCGCCGGAUCUAGACGAAGAUGAGGACGAUUUAGAAGACGAGGAAGAGAAGCCGAAGAAAGGACGAGCCAAGAAAGCAACUGCAGCGAAGUCGCCCGUCAAAAAGAAAGCAAAGAAGGAAGAAGUCUCAGAAAGUGCAGAUCACCAGGCCAUCUACGACAUGAUACCUACCGUACGCGCACCUACACCUCCGCCCAAGGACAAGGACGCAAAAUUUGACUGGCGAGCGAAUGCUGGCCGCGCAGAGCCAGCACCGCUUCAAGGGGCAUCCGGAGACAUGCCUUCAGGAUCAGAUACUUGCUUGGCAGGCUUGAACUUCGUCUUCACCGGCGUUCUGAAAAAAUGGGGUCGGACGGAAGCACAAGAGCUCGUUAAACGCCAUGGUGGCAAAGUUACUGGUGCUCCCAGCAAGAAGACCAACUAUGUCAAGAUUCAUGACUUGGGAAUUCAGACCAUUGAAGAAGAUGGCUUAUCGAUGCUCAUCGAGAAACUCACAGAAGUCGGCAACAAAGGUGACUCAAAAGCACAGGCGGCCUACAAGGAAAAGCAACGCAAGGAAGAGGAGAACAUCAAGAAGCAGGCGGCCGAGCUCGAGAAGGAAGAUAAGAAACGAGAAAAGGAAAAGAAGGCUGCCGAUGUAGCCGCUGGUCGCACAACAGCUUCCGCUGCAACAGCUGCAGCCCAAAGCGACGGUCCAGCUGUUGACACCCGACUCUGGACGACCAAGUAUGCUCCAUCGUCUCUGAACCAGAUUUGCGGCAAUAAGGUUACAGUGGAGAGACUUCAGAGAUGGCUGCAGAAAUUCCCAAAGAAUGUCAAGACAAAUUUUAAGCUUGCUGGAGCAGACGGAAGUGGUGUUUUCCGUGCCGUCAUGCUUCACGGACCUCCUGGAAUUGGCAAGACUACAGCAGCUCACCUGGUAGCGAAACUUGAGGGCUACGACAUCGUGGAGCGAAAUGCAAGUGACACUCGCAGCAAGAAGCUGAUCGAAGAGGGCUUGCGCGGCGUAUUGAGUACCAACUCCUUGCAUGGCUACUUUGCUGGUGACGGAAAGAAAGUCGAGUCGGCAAAGAAGAAGCUGGUUCUCAUCAUGGAUGAAGUCGAUGGGCUCAAGAUGCCGGCACCUGUUGUCAAUGCACUGAUCGAGGGUAGCCACGCCGAUAUUCGUCAGGUCGUCAACAUGAUUUCGACAGCCAAGCUAGACCAGGAAGCCAUGGACUUUGACAGUGGCAAGCGCAUGUCGAAGAACUGGGAAAAGCAUGUUAUCCUCAAGCCAUGGGACAUUACUCAGAAGAUUCUUGGAGGCGGCAUGUUCGCUGCCAGCAGCAAGGCGACCCUAAACGAGAAGAUCGAACUCUACUUCAACGACCAUGAAUUCAGUCCUCUCAUGCUCCAGGAGAACUACCUCGGCACUAAUCCUAUGCAAGCCCUCAACUACUCUGGCAAAGAACAGAAUCUGAAGAAACUCGAACUUGCUUCACAAGCAGCUGAUAGUAUCAGCGAUGGUGAUCUUGUGGACCGCAUGAUCCACGGCUCCCAGCAACAAUGGAGUCUCAUGCCGACACAUGCAGUCUUCAGUUUCGUCCGCCCAGCAAGUUUUGUUGCUGGCAGCACGGCUGGUAAUCAGACACGCUUCACAUCGUGGCUGGGCAAGAACAGCAGCACCAACAAAUUGAGCCGCCUGGUGAAGGAGAUUCAAGCACAUAUGCGUUUGCGUUCUUCAGGCGAUCGACACGAAAUUCGACAGCAAUACAUUCCUGUUCUUUGGACAGAACUCGUUCAAAAGCUGCAAAAAGAGGGCAAGGAUGCCGUCGGACCAAUCAUUGAGCUCAUGGACAGCUACUACUUGACCAAAGAUGACUUUGAUGCUAUCAUGGAACUGGGUGUUGGACCGAUGGAUCAAGAGAAGGUUAAGAUCGAGACGCAGGCCAAGGCAACGUUCACACGACUCUAUAACCAACAGUCACAUCCGCUACCAUUCAUGAAGGCGUCUUCUGUUGUUGCACCGAAGAAGCAAGCGAAGGAGAAACCCGAUCUUGAGGAAGCGAUUGAGGAAUCCGACGAUGGAGAGGUGAUCGAAGAGGUCAAGGACGAGGACGAGGAGGCGGACUUGUCUAAGGACAAAUACGUCAAACAGCCCAAGAAGAAAGCAGCGGCCAAGAAGAGUGCAGCCGCACCAAAGAAGGGCAAGAGAAAGGCUAAAGACGAUGAGAGCGAAGAAGAGGCAGAUGAAGACGUCAAGCCCAAGGGCAAAGGCAAAGGGAAGGCGGCGGUUGCAAAAGGAAAGAAGAAAUGA